CGGUGUCACUCUCUCACACAUUUUUUAAAUUAAUUGGUUGCUGCUCAUUACGAAAUAUAUCUUGUUCAACUUAUAACCAAAUCACAUCAAAUUGAAUUGAUUCUGUUAUCAAUUUGAAACCUUUCCUUUCAUCAAGUUUGAUUCUAUCUGUUCAAUCAGCAAUCUUUGUGGAAAGAAACUUGAUAAUAGUUUGAGCCAAUUCAGGACAAUCAUAGAUUUAUUCAAUCACUAUUAUCAUCCCCACCCCCUCCUCCCACUUUAAUUCUCAACGACAGCAUCGACAUUGUUUCUAAGCAAUUGUACCAUCUCAUAAGUUUGUUUUAUAUCGAUCUAUUCAUUGAUUUCAUUUUAUUUCUUAUCUUAUCUUUUCGUUUCAUUUUUGGUUUGAAUAUCUGUUGUGCUAAUAGAAAGAUUUAUAGACCCUUACUAAUAUUCAUAAAAUACCCUUUUCCCCAGCUUUAGAUAUAUUUUUCAAUUAAUCAUUAUGUUCGAAAAUUUAAAAGCUUUUAUUAGACAUGGUAAACAAGCCAAUGAUAUUAAGAAAAGAAAUCUGGUGAGUCAAAAUGAAUUUAAUGACAAUAAUAAUGGAAAUAGUUAUCAAUCAACCAAUAAUCAAUCUACCUUUCAAAAUGAUAAUUCUUUUGGUAUUCAUGCUAAUAAUCUGGAUAUAACCUUAAUAAAUAAUAAUGCUGGCAUUCAAAACUUUUAUCCAACUCCUAAUGAACAACCUCGUGAAGAUCGUAAUUAUCAACAUGUUGCAACUCAUAUAGUUGAAGAAGAGAAUCUUCAAAAACAAAAACAAAAACUGACUAAAUUUCCAAAUUUAGAUGAUUAUGAUAUCAUUGAUAAAAUGGGUGAAGGGGCAUUUUCAAUUGUUUAUAAAGCAAAACAUCUUCCAUCAGGUGAAUUUGUUGCUAUCAAAAUUUUAAGAAAAUUUCAAAUGGAUCAAGCUCAAAAACAGGCGGUAUUAAAAGAAGUUACCAUAAUGAGACAACUAAAUCAUCCUAAUGUUGUAAAAUUCAUUGAAUUCAUUGAUUCUCAACCUUAUUAUUAUAUUGUUCAAGAAUUGGCUAUUGGAGGUGAAAUCUUUACUCAAAUUGUAAAAUAUACUUAUUUUUCAGAAGAUUUAUCUCGUCAUAUUAUUUAUCAAGUUGGAAAAGCAGUUAGAUAUUUACAUGAAGAAGUUGGUAUAGUUCAUAGAGAUAUUAAACCAGAAAAUUUAUUAUAUAUGCCCAUUGAUUUUAUUCCAAGUAAAGAUCCAAUUUCAAAAUUAAGAAAAUCUGAUGAUCCAUCCACUAAACAAGAUGAAGGGUUAUUUAUAAAAGGUGUUGGUGGUGGAAAUAUUGGUGUAGUUAAAAUAGCUGAUUUUGGGUUAUCAAAACAAAUUUGGGAACAUAACACUAAAACUCCAUGUGGUACAGUUGGUUAUACUGCUCCUGAAAUUGUUAGAGAUGAACGUUAUUCUAAAGAAGUUGAUAUGUGGGCUAUUGGUUGUGUAUUAUAUACUUUAUUAUGUGGAUUUCCCCCAUUUUAUGAUGAAAGAAUCGAAGCAUUGACUGAGAAAGUGGCUCGUGGUGAAUAUACCUUUUUAAGUCCUUGGUGGGAUGAAAUUUCAGUUGAUGCAAAACAAUGUGUAAAAAAAUUAUUAACAGUUGAUCCUCGUAAGAGAUAUACUAUUGAAGAAUUUUUAAAUGAUCCUUGGGUUAAUAAAAAUAAUAUUCCACAACCAAUUAGUUCUAAAGUUGAUACUGAUAUCAAUAAAGAACCUCAUCCAAUUCAAAAUUUCAACGUUAAAUAUUCUAAAAAAUUCAAAUCUAAGAAUGAAUUAUAUUCACCAGCUGCUGUAGCUUUAAGAGAUGCCUUUGAUAUUUCAACUGCUGUUCAUAGAAUGGGUGAAGAAGCUGCAUUGGCCAGUAAAAUUAAUCCAAAUACAAUCCAAGAUUUAGUUGAAGAAGAGGAAGAAGAAAAUGAAGAAGAUGUCGAUAAGGAUGGUCGUGUUUUGUUGCCAGCAUCAACAGUAACACCCAAACAAAGUCAUCGUCAUCACAAUCAUCAUAAACAACAAAAGGUGUUUGAUUUGAAUUUAGGUGGUGCUUCUAUUCUUGAAAGAAGAAAGAACAAACAAAUUCCAGUACAUAGCUAACAAAUUAUAUACUCUUUUUUAACAAUAUCUUAUUUUAGUUCUCUAGGCUCUUCUAAUCUUUUUGAUUCUUUUUUUUUUUUGAUUGUCUAAAAUAUAAUAAAUCUCUUUAUU
Molecule: messenger RNA, 2254 nt
Organism: Scheffersomyces coipomensis
Lineage: Eukaryota; Fungi; Ascomycota; Pichiomycetes; Serinales; Debaryomycetaceae
Gene: RCK2
Product: serine/threonine protein kinase
Exons: 1
Coding region: 485-2143 (552 amino acids)
Biological process (GO): protein phosphorylation; cellular response to oxidative stress
Molecular function (GO): ATP binding; calcium/calmodulin-dependent protein kinase activity
Source: RefSeq, a predicted model, not a curated record